ACUGCAUGUUAUUGCAGAUAACUGGCAGAAUGGAUGUGUCCUGGUCUGCAGGUGUCACACACUGAACCACCAGGAGUUCAUCAGCCAGUGCCAUGCACUAUCAUGGUUGUUAGUGAUCAGAAUUGUUCGUUUGUCUAGCACUUAUUUGCAGUUUCUGUUUCCCCAAACACAAGGAGCAGAGGAAGCAUUUUCUUAAGAGUCCUGCUUCCAGACACCGCAUGCAAAAAUCCCCCUUUAUCCUUCCUUUCAGUUCUCUCCUACAAGUAUGUUGCUGAUGUCUGUCUCCCAGCUACUUCUAUCCCUUGUUUUUCUUCCUUUUCACUUAAAGAAGCUAUCGCUUUGGUGACCGUUCUCGUGUAAGGUAGAUGAACAACACAGCUUUGUUGGUUCUGAUUCUAGCUUCAUGUAUGGUUUGGGGUAUGUUUUUGUAAGCAUCUCUGCUGUUGCAGUUGUUGCUAACAAGUUACUGCUUAGGACUUAAUUCUGUAUGUGUAAAAUAGCGUGAGGUAGGUUAGUUGCUUCAGCAAAGAACACUUGUUGGCCCUAGAUCAAACACACUUGAUCACAGCUGCAUUUCUAAUCCAAGCAACAUGGAAAAACAUGAUGUCCUCAAGAACAGUUAGGUAAUCCAGGGACAAAGAGAAUGGCCAAGGAGCACCACUUCUCAAAAGCUGUAUUUCAGCAACAUUUUGUCAGCGAGUCUUGAGCCUAGGAUGAUACGGUUUCCACGCUGCAUUUGAAGUGUCCUGUGUAUUCUGCAUGUUUUACUUUAUAUUGCAAAAGCUCAGAUGCAUACAGAAUUUUUAAGAGUCAAAUGAAAAAAGACUGUAACUGUUGGGCUACACCUGCGCAAGAGUAGGACAGCUUUUCAGUAACACCAAAUUCUAGCCUACAAAGAAAACAGCAUUUGCCUAAAGAUGCUCUGAGUUGCAUCUGUUAGAACCAGAAACUUAUGAUUAAGUACUUCAGUAGUUUGUCCUAGGAAACUUGUUUUUGCCAAAUCUUUUCCAUUUACCACAGCCUCGCAUAGCCUGGGUAAUUUCUUACCCAAAUUGUCUGCUAUGGCAAACAUGGGCAGGGGGGGCAGUAUGGGGCAAUAGGUUACUGAGUGCUGUCAGCUCAGUGAUGCUGACAACAGUUUCAUCUACUGUAAUCCGACAGAUCUGGAAAAAAUGAGAAGUAGAUUUCUGAAGUGCUGUAAAGUAUCUUAACCUUUUAGUCAAACCACAGUCAGCAACAGUACAGUUGUGGACACGGCCACCAGCAGCAGUCCUUGCUUGUGCUGCUAGAGACUACCAGACUAACCACGGGAAAGGCAAUCCGGAUUAGACUAAAAGGGCAUUCGUGGCUGAAAAUGGCACAGUAAGGAGUAAAACCAGAAGUCUGUGAAGAAGAUAACUUUUCUUGAAUGUCCAAAGGGUCAUCAGGAGUGUUGUUCCUCAUCUUCAGCCACAAUGUCAUCUUGUUUCUGCAUGAGCUGGGUUCUUCUUAUCCUGUUGACAGGCCCCACAGUAUCAGAAUCAGUUGUGAAAGGAGAGGCUGGUCAGAAUGUCACUGUGCCCUGCUUUUACAGUGUUAAGAGUACAUACGACAUAACAUCAAUGUGCUGGGGUCGUGGCAGCUGCCCCUCUUCAAAGUGUUAUCAGCCCAUUAUCUGGACAGACGGAUGGAAGGUGACAGUACAGGAUGACAGCAGGUAUACGUUGAAAGGGAACCUGCUUGUGGGCGAUGUGUCCCUCACAAUCAUGAACGCCAAGGAAGCAGACAGCGGGACAUACUGCUGCCGCGUGGAGAUCCCAGGGUGGUUCAAUGAUCAGACAAGUAACCAUGAGGUUGUGAUAGAGAAAGCUAGGAUCUCUACUGCAAGUCCUCACACUUACACCUCUGAACAGACUUCAGCUCCUGGGAGUGCCAGUGAAUCCUCCUUUACCAUCACAAGAAGGCCAUCGGUUUCUGCUUCAGAAGCUCCUGAGACCGCCUCUGGUCCCUGCUCAAACACCUUGGACUGCUUGGACGUAACUGCAAACCUGCAGAACGUGUCUGUAUCGCUUCCCAGUCAGCAGCAUUCACGAAAUGAACUAUACAUUGGGAUCGGUUUAUCUGUGGUCCUUCUAGCCAUCCUGAUUUUGGCUCUGUUCCUCACUAGACAAUAUUUACUCAAUACGAAGAAGACGGGUGACUUUUCAAACUUUGUUGCAUUUUGGAGGCCAGAAGGUGCAGGGAACCACAGUGCACUGGAAGAUGAUGUCCAUGCAGAGGAAAAUGUUUAUAUAGUGCACUAAGGACUAUAUGCAUGCUUGCCUUGGUCAGCGCUGAGAAAUCAAAUGGCUUGAACAAUGUUAGCUGCUCCCUCUGCUCAGCAGCUAAAUGUGACUGGACUAUUGAAGCAUUAUUCACAUCAUUCUGGUAAAACAAAUAAAAGCUACACUUGUAAUUAAA
This is a messenger RNA of Neopsephotus bourkii (Bourke's parrot), 2439 nucleotides long. Its product is annotated as hepatitis A virus cellular receptor 1 homolog. The record is from RefSeq and is a predicted model, not a curated record. Lineage: Eukaryota; Metazoa; Chordata; Aves; Psittaciformes; Psittacidae. Bases 1455 to 2282 code for a protein of 275 amino acids. The transcript has 8 exons.